UUUUAAUUUUUUAUCUAUAAGGACAUAAAAAUCAGUGAGAAACUUUGCCUUUUGGUGAAGCAACUUUCAAAAGGGUGCUUAUACAUUUUGAAGGUCAGUGUCAUAGUUUGGUUCAUAUUUUUCUUUGUUUGGUAGACUUAGUUUCUCACUUGAAUAAGAGGGUCUAAAAUUACAGAUUGUGAAGGAAAUAUGGCAUGGAGUUUCGUUUAGCAGAUCCUACUUCUCACUAUUUAUGGACUCUCAGUCUCACACUUUUACUUUAGCACUCCUUGUCUAAAUUAGACAUCAAUUUAAUUUGGUAAAUAAAAUAAGGCGAAAGCUAGUGCACUCCGGACAAACUAGAGAGUGCAGCACUCCUUGAAAAGUAACCUGCUAUCAAAAGUUAUCAGGUAAAUUAAAUUUAUUUAUUAUUAUUAAUUUUUUUUAUUCGUAUGGGCUGAACAAAUAACAAUACACACCAAAAAACCUAAACCCCUCUCUCAACUCUCAACCCUGUAAUGUUCAAAAAAAAAAGGAACUCUCAACCCUGUUAUAGCAUCCUCUACCGCCGUAAGGAGAGACAGCGACGCCGCCGUCCAUUGUGCUCAGGGGCCACCGCCGCAGGGAGUGAGAAACUGCCAUCGUUCGAUGCGUUGUGGUCGAGCUCCAAGUCUCCCCCUGUUCACUCUCACGAUCUCAAAAAUCCCCAAACAAAAAUUAAACCCUAGCUUCUUCAAAGGUUCUGCCGCCGCCGUCCGGGGUUGUCGGUGCCUCCGCGUCUCCGUCCUUCCCCGUGUCCCGAACCCAGGCCCUGUCUCCUAGCUCGGCACGUCGUCCUCAUCCUCGCUGGCUUCUCUGUUCGAGGCUUGGAGCAGCUCGCUGUCGUGUAGCCCCUCGCCCCUCGACGCUCGCCGUAGUCUCUCCACUCGCCGUCCUGCUGUCCAUCGAAGGCACAAAGGAAUAACCGGACAAUUGAAGAUUGAGGGAUUUUCAGAUUUCUUAUUUGAGUCGUGGCAACUUUGUAGCAGAGCAUCGCACAAAUUUUUUGUAAAGUAUAGCAUUCGACAAAAAUGGUUGAUUCGAUCGAAGAGUCAUCGCAUAAUCAAAUAGGGAAUGUUUCAGCUGAGGAAAUGGACGAAUUAUUAGUUGAUAGUGAUGGCAAUGAUGUUGAAAACCUAUUACUGAAUAGUACAGGAAGUAUCGGUCGGGUUAAUUUCAUAGGUUUGAGCGUUGAUGCUGCUAAGAAGUAUGUAUUUUCAGACCUUGAUGUUGCGUAUGCUUUUUACAAUGCAUUUGGGAGGGUCAAUGGAUUUUCAAUUAGGAAGUUCAAGGUUGGGCGAAGUGAGAUUGAUAAGCGCAUACUCUGGCAAACAUUUGUGUGUUCGAGACAGGGAUAUCGUAUUUUCAGAGGGGUUGAUGAAACAAAUAGGAAGAGAGCUCCAAAGCCAGAGACUAGGUGUGGGUGUGUAGCACAAAUACGAGUUCACAUAGAUGUUGGUAGGGACUGGUGGUAUACAACAUUAUUUCAAAAUGAACAUAAUCAUGAGUUAGUACCGCCAACUUUGAGCCGGCUGUUGAGAUCGCAACGGAGAAUGACUGAUCAAGAAAUUCAAAGAAUGAACGACAUGAGAGAUGCUGGAAUUUCCACAACCCAAAUCUAUAUGCAAUUUUCCGAGCAAUCUGGUGGUUUUGAAAAUGUUAGAUUUCGAAGAAAAGACAUGUACAACCAAAUAGAAAAGCAAAGGCAAUUGAUGGAAAGUGAUGUGACCGAAACGUUGAAGUACCUAAAGAAGCGGAAGAAAUUAGAUCCAAAGUUUUACUGGAGCUACGAGGUGGAUAAUAAUGGUGUGUUUCGGCACCUAAUCUGGAUGGACGGGAAGAGCCGUGUUGACUUUGAAGUAUUUGGUGAUGUUAUGGCCUUUGAUGCAACUUACAAGAAAAACAAGUACAAGUUUCCAUUGGUAGUUUUUUCAGGAGUGAACCAUCACCUUCAAACAAUAGUUUUUGGCAGUGCAAUUGUAGCUGAUGAAGGAGAAGGAACUUACAUAUGGCUGUUACAGAGAUUCGUGGAAGCAAUGAAUGGAAAACGACCAAAUGCUGUGAUAACUGAUGGUGCCAAGGCUAUGAAGCUUGCAAUUGAAAAGGUCUUUCCAGAUGCACAUCAUAGGUUGUGCGGAUGGCAUUUGUUAAGAAAUGCCACAUCCAAUGUCUCCAACCCCAAGUUUACCCAACAAUUCAGGAAAUGCAUGCUUGGCGAUUAUGAGAUUGAUGAGUUUGAGGAGAGGUGGGCGUCAAUGGUGAAUAGUUUUGGGGUUAAGAACAUGGAGUGGGUUGAGACCACUUAUGGGAUUAAAGAUAUGUGGGCUACAGCACAUAUGAGAGGCAAAUUCUUUGCCGGGUUGAGAACUACAUCGAGGUGUGAGGCACUACAUUCGCAAGUUGCUAGGUUUGUAAAAUCUGGCUAUAGCAUUAAGGAAUUCCUCCAUCACUUCCGCCGGUGGAUGGGUUUGUUGCGGAAUAAUAAGGCUGAGGCUGACUAUUACACCUCAUACGGGUUUCCGAUAAUGCAAACACAGGUGCAAGCAUUGGAGCGAUCAGGAGCAAGUGUUUAUACAAGGGAGGUGUUCUACUUGUUUCGAUCAUUAUUGUUGAAAGCGUCAAGUGUGAUAAUAGUUGAUUGGCGAGAGACUUUAUGUAGUGUGAACUAUGAUGUACGAAAAUAUUGUGAGUUAACAAGAAAAUGGGUUGUAUCUUAUUGGCCUGGUAGCAGUGAGUUUAGGUGUUCAUGUCAACGAAUGGAAUCAUUUGGCAUUCCAUGUGUUCAUAUCAUUCGUCUGUUGAUAUAUCUUCAAAUUACAGAGUUACCUGAGUCACUGAUAUUGAAGCGGUGGACCAUGAAAGCAAAAGAGGCUCAUAUAAGGUUGGAGCAGCAGGGAUCGUUAGUUGGAGAUGGAAGUUAUGAGAGUAGGAUUGCUGCUAUGAAUGAUGAGCUGGAGGGCUUGCCAUUUGCUGCUUGCGGAGAUUUAAGUGAUUUUAAGGAUGUUAUGGAGUGGGUCAGAAACAAAAAGGCUGAAUUAUUUGCCAAACAUAAAAAGAAUAGAGAGGGAAGUUCUAAAAGUGCGGGUGAGAAAUUCAAAACAUGGACGGUUGCUACUUCAAAAGAACCUGGGGACAAAAAGAAAAAGCGAAGGAUCCGGUGCAGCAGAUGUAACGGUAUAGGACACAAUCGGCGAAAUUGUCGCCGUGGAGAUGAACAUAAUCAAAUGGAAAGUGGAGAUGAAGGAGGUUCCGAAGAUGAUGACGAUUGGUCUAGUCAAACCAGUGAGGAGGAGAUCGAUGAAAUGGAUUUUGAUGUGACCAUUGCUAAUCAGAAAGGCAAAUAUCAUUAGCUAUAGAGGUCUAGCCUUUGAUGAAAGAUGAAUAUGGAUUUUAUCUUUUUUUAAGCUUUAGUGUAAGAAGUUUAUUGGACAAUAGUAAAAGUUUUUUUGUAUUUAUUCUUAAUUUACUCGUUCGAUACAUGUGUUUUAUUUAUUCACAUUUGCGAACUUAAGAUGACUUCUACAAAAAAAAAUGAUAGC
Molecule: messenger RNA, 3557 nt
Organism: Arachis duranensis
Lineage: Eukaryota; Viridiplantae; Streptophyta; Magnoliopsida; Fabales; Fabaceae
Product: protein FAR1-RELATED SEQUENCE 5
Exons: 6
Coding region: 1050-3368 (772 amino acids)
Biological process (GO): regulation of DNA-templated transcription
Molecular function (GO): zinc ion binding
Source: RefSeq, a predicted model, not a curated record